GCCAUUUAUUAGAUUCCUCCUCUCAUUUAGUCUUUCCUUUUGCUCUCUCUCUUUUUUUUCUCCUCUCCAUUGGGUUGUUUAGAUUCCAAGCUCAAAUACCCAUUUCUAUAAUCCUUCAGUUCUUCCUGAUUUUUGGAUUUUAAAAUUUUUUUUUAUGUUUAUUAGACUGAUGAGAAGGACAUAGAACACUUCUGGGUAUUUUUUCAUUUAUAUGACUUCAGUUUUGUUCUGCAAACUAAACUAGAGAUUUCUGGGUUUUUGAAGAAAAGCCUUUAAUACUCAGUUUAAUAUGUCAUAUAAAGCUUGAAGAAACCAAUCAGAGUUUUUGUCAAUAAUACAAAUUUCUUAUUUUUUUUCUUAAAUUGUUUUCAAUUUUUGUCCUUUUUAAUUUGUUUUUCUUCCCUUGAGCAAAAGAGAAAGACAUGGGCAAGCAAGGGCCUUGCUAUCACUGUGGAGUUACAAGCACUCCUCUUUGGCGCAAUGGACCUCCCGAGAAGCCAGUAUUGUGCAAUGCAUGUGGAUCAAGGUGGAGGACUAAAGGGACACUUACAAAUUAUACCCCACUUCAUGCCAGGGUUGAACCUGAAGAUUAUGAGGAUCAUAGGGCCUCCAGAUUGAAGAUCAUAUCUAUAAAUAAGAACAAAGAAGUAAAACUGCUGAAAAGAAAAUCAAAUCAUGAUAAAGCAGUUGUUGUCCCUGAUUACAACCAGGGGAACCGUAAGUUUGUGGAUGAUGAUACGAGUAAUAGAUCAAGUUCUGGAUCAGCCAUAUCUAAUUCAGAAAGCUGUGCCCAAUUUGGGUGUGCCGAUGCUGGUGACUUGACAGGCCCUGCCCAAUCCAAUGUGUGGGACUCAAUGGUACCAUCUAAGAAAAGAACCUGCGUAAAUCGUCCAAAGCCAUCUUCAGUCGAGAAACUUACAAAAGAUUUAUAUACUAUUUUACAUGAACAACAGUCUUCAUAUUUCUCUGGAUCUUCUGAGGAGGAUUUGCUUCUUGAGAGUGAGACACCCAUGGUUUCUGUUGAGAUUGGACAUGGAAGUGUUUUAAUUAGACAUCCAAGCUCAAUAGCUCGGGAAGAGGAAUCAGAAGCUAGUUCCCUCUCAGUUGAAAACAGACAAUACUCAAGGAAUGAGGCUUAUUCAUAUUCUUCAAGCUUCCCUGCAUGCAAUGAUAGCAAGGGCAUCAAGUUUUUAGGUCAUGGAAUUGAAAGGGCUAAGAGCUCUGCUGGACAAGGCAUCCAGCACGAACAACUUAAUAGGGACAAAUCUCAGCAUGAAAAAUCACUACUGAUGGAAAGUCAUAAUUCUCCACUGUGCAACAUAGAUUUAAAUGAUAUUCUCAACUAUGAGGAAUUUGUGAAAUGUUUAACAAAUGAGGAGCAGCAACAGUUGCUGCAGUAUCUACCUCCACUUGACAUUGCCAACCUCCCCGAUAGCCUCGAAAGCAUGUUUGAAAGCCCUCAAUUCAAGGAGAACUUAUGUUACUUUCAGCAACUGCUUGAAGAAGGGGUCUUUAGUGUAUCUGUACCAGGGGUGAAAGUUGAAGAUUGUAAGACAUUGAAAAGACUUGCAUUAUUCGACUUAACAAAAUCCCAUUGGGUGGAACGCCGUCAGACACUUAAGAAAUGUAAUAGUAUUCCAGGAUCUAUGAAUGCUAGAGGACCAAAUGCCAUUGCAUCAAAUAAUUCGGUAACUAUGAAGAGAUCACGCAACAGUCAAAUUCAAAACUUUCCAGAAUCAAGGACUUUAAAGAGCCCCAAAAGGGUGAUCAUGAAGGCUUCUUGUGAAAACAAAGAACUCAUAGAUAAUGAUGGUUUUUGCUUUAGUCCAAGAAGCCUAUUUGCUUUGCCUUCUGAUGGUAGCUCUCUCAUGCUGGAUUCUCUUCAUUUUGUCGAUGAAAGUUCCGACCAAGAUUUGCUGCUGGAUGUGCCGUCCAAUGGCUCAUUCGCGCAGGCAGAACUGCUUCAUCCUGCUUUAAGUUUUGGGCAACAGGCAAGCACCAGUAGUAGCUCGGCACACCCAAAUCCUUUCCAUCCUUAGCAUUGGCUUUUUAUAAUUACAACUGUAAAGGUCUGCUCCUUCUGCAAGACUCCAUGUAUGGGGUUGACAUAUUUUGCAUGCCAUACACUGAAAAAUCUGAAUGAGGUUUGAUGGUUGCUCUUUUCCCUCAUUCACCUUUCCAAACUCAAAAUGCUAAGAGAUUACUUUGGGGUGGGUUUUUUUUUCUUUUUUUCUUUUUUCUGUAUAGGUUGGCAACAGAUUGUAAUAUAUAAUUUCCAAAGUUUUGUAUGCAAAUGUCGGUUUUUUU
Messenger RNA from Gossypium raimondii (Peruvian cotton), 2307 nucleotides. Its product is annotated as GATA transcription factor 26. The record is from RefSeq and is a predicted model, not a curated record. The transcript is spliced from 8 exons. Bases 423 to 2039 code for a protein of 538 amino acids. Gene Ontology annotation, biological process: regulation of DNA-templated transcription. Gene Ontology annotation, molecular function: zinc ion binding; sequence-specific DNA binding. NCBI's taxonomy places the organism in Eukaryota, Viridiplantae, Streptophyta, Magnoliopsida, Malvales, Malvaceae.